GUGGUAGGUUAUGAUAGCUCAGUACAUGUAAACAUUGUUGUGAUAAUUCUGUUCUACUCUGAAAUGAACUAAUUAUUUUAUCUGUUGUUCGAACUUGUAUUUUGAGGUGGUAAGGAUGUUAUAAUUAGUCUUGUUAUUUAUUAUCUAGAAGUGUAUCUAUUUUGUGGAGUAAUGUUUUAUUACCUUAAAGGAGUUAAUGGAAAAAUAUUGUUAUUAUAAGAUGAACAAUACAAUUAGUGAUUGUUUAAAGACAGUGAUGUCAUUCAAGUAAAUUUCAGACUAAUACCUAAUUUUUUUAAAAAUGUCUUUUGAUAAAGUUGAUGACAUUUUGCCAGAUGAUUCUGAUUUUUAUUUGAAAAUUGCCAAUAAAAAAAUUACUUUUGAAGGAAUAAGUAAGUCUCAACUCACUAGUGUUUUUUUCGAUGAAGCGAAUGCUCAAGUAUUUAGUAUAUCUUCAGGGGAUGUUACAGAUGUAAAAGUUAAAAGCCCUAUUGAAAGUUUUUGUAGUUCUUUUAAGAUUAUCGAAAAAGGCCGCAUAGUGUCAAUAAAGUUUUCGUUUGACCAAACCAUACUUGCAUUACAACGUACACAGACUGCUGUAGACUUUUUGACAUUUGAAGAUGGAAAAGUAUCUAAGGAAUUUACCCAGACAUUUAAGGGCUGCAACCUACUCGGUUAUUUGUGGACUGGAAAAACAGAAAUAGUUCUUGUCACCAAUGUUAAUGUAAAGUUAUGUAAAGUAGACAUGCGUUCAGGAACUCUUACCACCAUAAAAAGUCUAAAUCUGAGUAUCAAUUGGUAUAAUUAUUAUUCACCUAUCAACUUGCUUCUAGUGAGUUUGGCUAAUGCAAAUAAUGUAAUGCAACUUCUCCAAAUAAAGCAAAACCAAAUUGUGAAACUUGUGAAGUUUGAUAUAGAUGAUGAGUAUGUUUCAAAGACUAAAAAGUUGAUCGCAGAUCGAGAUAUAGUUUUGGGAGUUGUCUACAACCAACCAAGAAUACUAUUUCUUAAUGUUCAUACCACUAGCGCAGAAGCAGAAGUAAUUGUUUACACUAUAAUAAAAUUGUCAUCAAUCAAGAGGACUCAUGUGUUAAGAAUAAAUCAAAGCGGAAGAUUUGCAUUGAAUAUUGUUGAUAAUUUGAUCAUUGUUCAUAAUCAGAUAACUAAAACUUCUAUUGUAUUUGACAUAACUAAUGCUGAAUUUCAGGGUGCUGUUAAAUUUCAUAAUCCAGUUUUAGAACCUAAAUCAAUUAAGCCAUUUCAAGAAAAUGUUGCUAGUUCAUCCCAAAAAAAUACUUAUGAACUAUACAAUCCCAACUGGGUGAUGUUUCAACCCAAUAUUAUCAUGGAUGCCAAAGCUGGAUGUCUCUGGUUUAUAGAAAUUGACCUAUUGGGAUUUUAUAAAUAUAUUGAGGAUAAGAGAGAACUCAUAGCAUUCUUGCUGUUGCGUUCAAAUUCCAAAUUUGUGAUAGCUAAAACUUUAGAAACUUUACUCGAAGAUGGUUUUAAUAAAAUGGAGGAAUUGGCUGACAUCUUUGAUCAAAUAAAUUACGUUUAUAGGAGCUAUCUUGAGGAAAAUAUGAAGAGCCAAAUGGGUUUACCAUCUUCCAUGACGAGGCCAGAAGAAGAUCCGGUUGUAGAAUUUAGAACUGUUGUUGAUCAGUACUUUGUAUAUUCAUAUGUUCUUUGCAAACUUGCUGAGAAAGUGUCAGAAAAUGUUGAAAGGAAAGAAUCUAAAAUUUUAACAAUGUCAUUGCUACAAUAUAUCAGAUCGCUUACUGAUUUUCAAAUACCAGCCCAACAUUUUCUGUAUGAGCUUCUAAUAAAUUCCUUAGUUAUUCAGGGAAAAUUUUAUCAAUUAUAUCAAUUGCUCCAGUAUCGUGUUGUCGCAGAUUCAAAACCAUUAGCUUGCCUGUUACUCUCUCUAGAAAAUGUUUAUAAUGGAGCUUCUCAAUUGGCUGUUGAUAUGUUGGAAAGACUGGGCUCUGCAAAGGAAGAAAUUAUUGAGAUUCUACUGUCUAAGCAGCAAGUUAUGCCUGCUAUACGCUAUGCAGCUAAACAUGGUGCUACAAAUGAUAGAAAUCGAUUUGCCAAAUUUCUGGAAGUUGCAAAGGAAACUGGAAAUAAUAAGUUAUUCUAUUCGGUUUCAUCGCAUUUUAAAGAAAACUGAAUCCACUUUAUUUUUGUAAUGGUAAUUUGUAAAAUUUCUAUUUUUGUUUAUUAAAUACAAUAUAUAAGUAUUUAAAUGUUAUAAAUAUUUAAUAAAUAAUAUAUUUAUAUAAUACAUC
Molecule: messenger RNA, 2288 nt
Organism: Nezara viridula (southern green stink bug)
Lineage: Eukaryota; Metazoa; Arthropoda; Insecta; Hemiptera; Pentatomidae
Source: the annotation of a GenBank genome assembly